AAAUCAAAUUACAUUUUCUACUUUCGGCAACAUUUUUAUACUUAUUUCAAACGCCAAUGGCCAUUUACAAUUCAGAUUACUACGAUUAAUUAAUUACUAUUAAGACUAUUAAUACUCCAACGCGACGUGCCGAUUGUGUUCAUCAAGUCAUGCCGCUGUUUUUGAUUCUGCCCGUCGCGUAUUCCAGCUGUGAAUAUUAUACUGUUUUUUGUACAUAAUACCAAUUAUUUAUUGUUAUACUUAAUUGUGGACAAACAUGUUGGACGACAGCACCGACGAAUUACUUCUGGACGAUUUCAGUUGUGAGCAACUUAAUAAGAAAUUGGACGAAAUUUGUUGUAUUGUCAAAGAUUCUAAUUAUCAGGGCAACAAAGAAUUAAUUAUCAAGAAAUUUAUGACGAGUUGUAUUGAAAUGUUAAAUGUCGGCAAACAGUCUUUGGCGUAUAUUGAUCGAGGAUCUAAUUUAUCGACCAGUAUUUUAUCUGACGUGAUGGCUUACGUACAGGCCUCAAUCAUGACGUUUAAACACUGUUCACAAAGCAAUAGCGUGUACGGACCUGAUCUCUUCGAAAGUAUACGUCAGCCGCUCACUGAAUUUUUUCAAAAAUCCUCCGACCUACAGACCUGUUGCUUUAGAGUCGUAGAAAAUAUCAAAUUUGAUCCAAGUAAAAAACAAGAUGUAGAAUCUAUAACAAACAUUUUACAACUUAUCUGGCAUGGCGCCGAAGCUGUGUUUAGUUUGAGCACCAAAGUGAUGAGCGCCAACUGGAAAAUGUACGUCACCCUGUUGCAAAAGUACUCGUCUCAGUUGAAAGAUUACGUCAACACUGAUGAACCAAUCGAGUUUCUGUGUACAAAAAUCAAGUGUAAUGUCAUAUCUUUUCGGUGUGGCGAUGAAAUGCCACUAAAGUUAUCCACAUACAUGAUACGUGUUUUGGUGAAAUUGUGCACGCAUGGUCGUAUGUUGACGUCGCAAAAUAAACUGUUGGAGCUGUUAUUGUUUUUAAACAGUCAUUGGUUGUCAGAUAAGCAAGAGGUCGUCACUCUUAAAGAUAAACUGUCAAUUUUCGUUGACCAGCUACUAUUAAUAUCCGAUGAGUCUUUUUACCAGGUGUUUCAUUCAAGCUGUCAGAGUAUUUUGAAUGCCAACUGCGCCAGUAGAAAGAUAUCAGCUCUAUACUUUGCCUCAGUGUUGUUGAAACGUUUUGUAGAAAACCAGUAUCAACAAGAACAGUUAUUUUCACUGAUUUGCACCAUUUUUCAACUACUCGAUAGUGUCGAAUGGGCCAUAUUUUGUAUCAGCGAUAUUUACGAACAGACCUUGACUAAUAUGGCCGCGGCUGUUUUGGUUUCAGACGACGUCAAUUUGUUUGAGAAAAUCGAAAAAAUAAUUUUCUCCAACAUACUUCAAACCCGGUUUGUGACGGCCAUGUUGGCCAGCGACUUAUGGAUUAUUAUUGUAAGAUACCUUUCGCCAGAGGCAUCCGAAAUUCAAUUUAGCAAACUGGCCAAACUCUUUGAUGCACUCGUUGUCAUGCCGGCGUUUGGUCAAAGCCCACAAUUCAUUUUUCUGGACGCACUGCUCCGUAGACAUUUUGCAUUCAUAACCGACAAACGACACUUGGCCAACACUUGUCCGCAGUUCAACAACGCCCACUUGAAAGCGUCCAUAGGAAUACUGCACAUCUCCACGCUGUCCAAGAAACAACGUUUGUCCGAUUUGGUAAAAACGUUGACGUACAUUCCGUAUCAAAAAAAUACAGACCAUUUAACGGAGGACGUAGCGAAUGUGUGGAAAUUAAUCAAGGACGACCAUCCUGUUGGUUUCAUUAGCGCUUUGGUCGAAGUCAGUACAAGCUCGGACGCGCUAGUGAAAAAAAUCAUUCCUAAUGCAUCUAAAUUGUUAAACGACCGAAGAGCAGAUGAUACGACCGAGAUGAAACGUUGUCGAUUGCGGUUGCUGAGAUCAAUGUUGCCUCACGUGUCGUCGUCAGUUCAUGAAAAAACUGUUGUAGAUGUCUUCCAUGAAUACCUGUUUGACCAGCAUCCUUUAGUGCGACAAUGGACCGUCGAGACAGUCGUUUACUUUGUGAGCGUGACUGGCAAACAAAAUCACCUGAUAACCAUGUUGUUCAAGCAACCCCAAGUCCGGGCCAUGGUUACGGAUUAUUUGCAAAUGAAAACCGACGAGAGUUACAUAAAAAGUUUCGACAAUGUCGCCGAUCAUUUUCGACGGUUGUCAGAAUCGGGUAAGUUCAAACACUCGUGCUGGCAUACUGGCCGUUUAGAAAAAGCUCUGGACAAAUUGAAAACGAAUAUAGACAGUUUGAACAGCGUACUACUUGGAGAUACAAACAUUUCGGCUGAUGACCAUAACAGGCUAAAACAGUACUGCGCCCUGUUGAACAGUCUAUGUGAAAAAACUCAAGAUGGUAUCGUUGGAUAGAUUUGAUCGUUUUACUACAUUUACCAUGUUUUUAGUCGUUUAUAAAAAAUGCAAUGGCCUUAAAAAAAACCUAAAUUAAUGGGUGGGGGAGACUAUUUGUACUGAAUUCAAAAAUAACGUAAGAUCCCAUUGUAUUAUCAGUAAUUUAUAUAUAAACAAAUACAAAUUAAAAUUUUCACUAUUA
Molecule: messenger RNA, 2630 nt
Organism: Adelges cooleyi (spruce gall adelgid)
Lineage: Eukaryota; Metazoa; Arthropoda; Insecta; Hemiptera; Adelgidae
Exons: 9
Coding region: 257-2446 (729 amino acids)
Source: RefSeq, a predicted model, not a curated record